AUCGUCGUCAGUAUCGUAUCGUCGGCCUUACCGAGUGGUGUGUCUGUGCCCGUGUUCAUAUUACUAUAUUCGCGCGUCCGUCCGUCCGCCGCCGCCGUAGUCGUCGUCGUCGUCGGUUUUUAGUCGAUUUUUUUUUGAUUUUGUUUUUAUUUCCGUAGGAUUCGCCGUCGCUCUCGACAUUCGACCGGUACCGCACGUUCGUUUUGCGUGAAAAAUAAUAUUAAUAUUAUUAUACACACGUCGAACGUGUCUGCUGUUCGCGGGCUCCGGACGAUCGUUUUUUUUUUGCGCUCACGCGGCCCGCAACCACAUCAUCGCAGCCGUCGUCGCCCGCACGAGACACCGUCUCCCGACACUUCGGCGAACACUAUGCUCCGGCCGUGGGCCAACGCCGCGCACGACCGACGUGACCACGUCUCGGCCGCCGUCGUGCCGACGCGUUGUUAACGACACUCGCGCGGCGUAACGCGUGUGUAAUCCCGUCCGCGGCGGCCGCACGCACCGGAGAAUCGUCCGGCGAGGACACCUCUCUCGGGGCCCGUCGUGUCGUGUCACACGUUAUCACAUAAAGUCGUCGCUGACAGCGCAUUUUCGGUUCGCCCGCGACACCGCGUAAGAGUAUCGGCGCCGAUCACCGCCACCGCGUCACCACAACCAUGGUUCUGUUCGACAACCUGUUCGGGUUCCCGGGGCUGCCGGGCUGCCUGCGGUUCUUCUCGCCGUCGCCGUCCGCGGCCGCCGGGCGACGGCCCGCGUCCGCCACCAUGCGCGGCGUGUCGUGCACCAAGAUCACGUCGUGCCUCACGCUGGUCCUGCUCAUAUGCUUCGAGACGGUCCUGCUGUCCACCGUCAGCGAUUGCACCAAGUCGUUCACCGUGCACUGGAACACGUCGAAUUCAAUAUUCCGGAUAGACAACACGGACCACAUAAUCGACGUGAACAAAGGAAAUCAGCCUUUCGAAUACGACCAAGUGAACAUCGUGUGUCCCGUGUACGCACCGGGGACGCACGAGUCGGAUGCCGAAAAGUACAUCAUUUACAACGUGUCCAAGGAGGAAUACGAUAUGUGCCGAAUCACUAAUCCCAAUCCGAGAAUCAUAGCGUACUGCGACAAGCCGUACAAACUUAUGUACGUCACCAUAACAUUCCGGUCGUUCACGCCUCAGCCCGGUGGACUCGAAUUUCAGCCGGGACAAGACUACUAUUUCAUUUCCACUUCGUCCAAGGACGAUAUCCACCGCAGAAUCGGCGGUCGCUGCUCCACCAACAACAUGAAAGUCGUGUUCAAGGUGUGCUGCAGACCAGAAGACCAACAGAACAACCAGAACUUAGCCCCCCGACCAACGCAGAACGCUGGCAACCCUCAGCGACUUCCAGUGCCGGGCAGCACGCACGGAUAUCCGGCUCGACCUCCGUCUGUGUACGCGUCGUCCACACAGCAGCCAUCGUUGGCCGGCAAGCAGCCUCCGUUCGGCGCCACCGGACCGUCAGUGCACAACAACAACAAGCCAUCACACAAAAAAUCAUCCGAAUACGACAAGCAUCCCAACGAAGUGGUCAAGAACGAAGAGCUCACGUACAACGGUGCCGGCGUGACCGCCGCAAACAUUUCGGCGAAGGCGUUGGCGGUUCUAUACCUCGUGGGCUUUGUCGCUUACGAACGGAUCAUACGUCGAUAGACGGUCACCGCUCCGCCAGAGUAUAGCCGGAUCCCCUCUCCCUACCCACAUCAACACCCCGCGAGAUACGACAAACGUAUAUUUUAACGUAAGAAUAAUAUUAUGUGGCAUAUUAUUAUUAUUGCAUUAUUGACAACACACUGUGUAUAUACCUACCUAAAUGGUGUUUUUAUUUUACUAUAAUAUUAUAAUAUAUAUAUAUUAUACAUAAUAAUAUGAUCAUUAUUAUUAUUAUUAUUAAACUCUUGUAAAUAUAUAUAAAAUAUACAUGUAUAUGUAUAUAUAAAUACAUAUAUAUAUAUAAUAUUAUAAACCAACACCUCCGAUAAUAACGAUAAUGAUAAUCCUCCCCUCCCCAUGAGUAAUUAUUAUUAUUAUAAUUAUUAUCAAUAUUAUUAUUAUUAUCUAUUAUUAUUAUUAUUAUAUUAUUAUUAUUAUUAUAUUAUUAUUAUGAUCAUUAUUAUUAUUAUUACUAUUAUUAUUUGUACAUAACAAUAUUAUAAUAUACGCAUGUAUAACGUAGGAAAACGACAAUUUUAUGCCGACGAAUAAUAAUCGAGAACAAUGUUUUAUUUUUUACCGUACCGUAUCACUUCAGACAAUUCGGAAAAAUCGCCGGACCACGAAAUUUUUGUUCGUGAACCCUCUUAACGUAUUAUUAGAAUUAUUAUUAACUGUAUAGUUUGCCAUAAUAACAUAAUAAUAUUAUAACGAAACGUGUGCGCGGUGGCAACGGCAGUAUUGCUGUGUAAUGCGUCGCGAAUUAAAGAAAAAAAAAAGAUUUUCAUAAUAUGUCGCAGUUUUCGCCAUCUAAAGUACGGCCAAGUGCCAUUUUACCGGUUUCGCGAUAUUACAUAAUUGCGAUACUUUCGUUCGCGGUAGACCUCGCCGCCGUCGCCGUUCGAUACGAUAUACAUGUAUAAAUAUUUAAUAUUAUUAUAUCGAUCGAUAUAAUGAUUAAUUAAUACACUCUUCAUUAUGUAAUAUAUAUAUAUAUAUAUAUAUAUAAUUAUUGUACGUCUAUAAUAUGUUUUAUAGAAAAGUAAAAAAGUGAAAUUAUUAGGGUACCUAUACAUUUAUGUGUGCGUGUGUGUGUAUGUGUAUGUGUAUCUACAUGUGUUUGAUUACAUUCUCGUUCUAUAAUCGGUUAUAUUUGUAAUUUUAUUUCUGUGAUCGUUAAUUUUUAAAACAUUAUAAUAAUAUUAUAGAGACAUCGUAAAUCGUAAAUCUAUAUAUAAAUUUAGUUUUUCUUUUAUAAUAAUAUUAUAUACAACGAGAAAGAGUGUGUGUAUAUAUAUAUAUAUAAUACAUAAUAUAUAUUUAUAUGUAUAGGUACAAUAUAUACCUAUUUAUCUUUGUUACACUUAGAUACGAGUGCGACAAAUAUCACACACACACACACAGCAUUCAUACGAUAAACUUAUUUAAUAUGUUUUAUUCUUUCCAUCCGUUAUCUAAUUUAUUUUUAUUUUUGUCAUCACUUCAUAGUAUUAUAAAAUAAUGUAUGUAUUUUUUUUUUUAACGUUUUUAUUACGUUUGUGUGAAAAUAGUUUUAUAUAUAAAUAUAAAUAAAUAUAUAAUAUUAUAAAGGAAAAAUAUUAUUUUGUAAAAUCGUAUAUUGUGUACAUAUAUAUUAUAAUAAUGAUAUUAACUAUAUACAUGAUAUUAUAUAUUAUUAUAUAACAUGUAUUUCAUGUCACUGUAUUAGGUACACGCGCAUUCAAUAAUAGUUUGUAUUAUAUAUUAUUAUUAUUAUUAUUAUUAUCAUAAUAUUACCUAUGUAACACGUAUUAAUAAUGUAUGUUAUUACGAUUUAAGGACAAUAUUGUACUCGAACGAAAUUCGUAAUAUAUAUAUGUAUAAAACUGUACUUAGCUGCCCCUCUCACUCCCGUAAUAAUAAUAUUAUUAAUGUAAUAGGUAUUAUAUCUCCGCGACUACGGCACCGCUGUCACGGCCGCCGCCGCCGCCGCCGCCACUGAUAUGUUUUUUUUUUUUUUUGCAAAUCGGCGCACCACCGCUUGCGUAUUCCGAUUCCCCAACAUUCAUCAUUAAUUAUCGUUAAAAUAAUAAAUUACUGCACUUUCGUUAGUCGGCAAACGAAUUGUUCGCAAGCGGCGCCGCGCCAAAGGAAUGCGUCUACUAUAUCAUACGAACGGUGUUCGUAUUAUAUUUUUACCGUAUAAAUUCACCUGUGCGGACAGCCAAAACAAUAAUAAUUCGUUGUAACAUUAUAUUGUUAUAAUAUUCUAAUAGCGAAGUGUGAUGUUCGACGAAGACAUCGUCCAAUGCAUUAUUAUGUGUCGUGGCGGCGUUGUAAAAAUGAAAUUGAAAAAAAAAAUUCUACUUAGCUCUAAUGCAAUGCUUAUAUAUUAUAUUAACGGUAUGAUAUAUCUCUUUUAUACAUAUACAUAUAUAUAUUUCAAAAACAAAAAAAAAUUUUAAAAAUAUGAUAAUCGUUUAAUAUUCAAUUUGUAUAGUGUGUAAUGUUAGGUGUUUUCUUUUGUACUGUUUCUUUUCCGUCGAACGGACGGACGAAUAAUAAACUGUAUUAUUAUUAUUAUCAUCAUUAUUAGGUACCGUGUAUGUCGACAACUCAGUAUAUUAUAUAAUCUUAUGGUGCCGUCGGUAAGACACGAUGUCCCGUACUCGUAUUACUGUCGGACCAUCGAUUUAUUAUUAUAAUAAUAUCAUUAUUUAUUAUAUAUAUUACGAUUAUUAUAUUUUGUACAUUUUCGAUUUACUCGAACGUCGUGUUCUAAGCUCUGUACACCGCUAAUGAACAAAAACAAUAGCAUAUAAUAUAUAACACUCGUCUUCUCCUCACAUCGCCGAACCCCUUGACCACCCCCCCACACUCUCAUAUAUGUUCAGCCAGUAAUAUUAUUUUCCGUCUUAAAUUCGUCUCUUUUUAUAUAUAUAUUUACAUCUACUACCUAUGUAUAAUAAUAAUAAUUAUCGUCAUUAUUAUUAUAUUAACGUAGUACACUCGACACGACGAUAAUAUAUUCGCGUAUAUAAAACCGAUAUCUCGUUGUCGGCGUGAAAUUUUUUUUUAUUUAGGCGUAUUUUUUAUGUGUUCAAGUUCCUAUGUUUCAAUGCAACUUAAAAUAAAAGAAAAAAAGUACAAACGAGAGAAAAAAACGUUUUUGAAUUUCUAAAAAAUAAACUAUUAACUAAAAUUUAUAUACAACUAUAUUAUUAUUAUUAUUAUUAUUAUUAUUAUUGUAUCGUCGCGUAAUCACCUGUUGUGUUAUAAAAUGAAAAAAAAAACUGGCUGAAUGUUCGAACAAUUACGAUUUAAGUAUAACUUCAAACCUGUAUGUUUAAUAAAAUAUUUACAGGAUAAUAUUAUAAUAAUAGUAAAGCGCCGUGUGUUUAUUUAAUUUUUUUUUUUAUUUAUUGUAUUUUUUUUUUUUAAUUAUUUUUUUUUUUUUGUGUGUAGUUUGUUAGGAUUUAAAUACGUUAAUAUUACUUAGUAUUUAUAUGUACAUGUAUGCGCCAUAUAUUUAUGUAUACGACGCAUAUAUAUAUACGUAAUAUACAACAUGAUAAUAUACAAUGUAUACAUCCUUCAAUUUAUUGCCAUAUACCCGCUGUAUAAAUGAAUAAAUGUCAAAAAAAAAAAACGUGUAUUAGCUUAGAAUUACCUAUGUAUGAAUUUAGAACAGGGCACUUAAUACUUAGAACUGAUGUGUACUCCUAUUUGUGCUGUAUGUACCAGUUAAAUAUAAGGUUUAUGAUAAUAA
Rhopalosiphum padi (bird cherry-oat aphid) is the source of this 5427-nucleotide messenger RNA. It is a transcript of the gene Ephrin, whose product is annotated as ephrin-B1. Gene Ontology annotation, molecular function: ephrin receptor binding. The transcript has 6 exons. Gene Ontology annotation, biological process: ephrin receptor signaling pathway; axon guidance. The record is from RefSeq and is a predicted model, not a curated record. NCBI's taxonomy places the organism in Eukaryota, Metazoa, Arthropoda, Insecta, Hemiptera, Aphididae. The coding region runs from base 657 to 1679 and encodes 340 amino acids. Gene Ontology annotation, cellular component: plasma membrane.